AUGGCCCCCAUCAUCAUCGAGUCAGAGGAGGUUACCGACAAGCGGAUUAAGACUACUCUGCUGCUGAGCCUGACCGGAGACUUCUCCGGUGCUGAGAGGCAGUGUUACUUCUCCAAGAGUUGUGGAUUGGGCUGGAUGUGCGGCAUCGUUGUUACGAUAAGUCACCACAAUAAGUGGAUGAUUGUUGUGAACACUAGCGGUAUUACGGACUCGGACCGAGGUUCGGAGGUUCUUGGUCUCAAUCUACGCUUCUCAGUGCGUGCUCAGUUGGCUACGACGUCCGAAGGGGACACCUCGAGACUUGAUGAUUUCUCUGACGACGUUAUGAUUGCCAUGGAUGGGGGAUGUCACAGAAUCCUAUCGAAGACUUCCGACGAGCUCCUGUUGUGCAACGUAUUGCGUCUCGUCAUAAUAGCGCUCCCGGAGGAUGAGAAUGGUCGAUUCCCUCUGAGACGGCAGCCACAUUUGAAGAGUGUCCCGAUCAUGACUGACGCUGUGGCCAGACUGGUUGUGGACAACAUGCUAUGCACUGAUGCUCAGGAAACAAUUUACUUUGUAUAUUCACAAAGACGCUUGAAGCCCGACGGGAGCGUUGUUUUGACCACUCCACUUCCUCUGCGUGUCGCUCCCAGUGUAAGUAGGGUUAUCGUUGAGAAAGCGAAAGAAAUGCUGUACACUUUGGCGGGCUCUGAUGCUCCGAACGAACUUGAAAGAUACGCCUACGAGGAGGACAGCGACCUUGACGAUGUGGAGUUCGGCGGCACUGCGGGAGCUGGUUUUUCUCGGCAGAGUGCCCAAGUGGCGGCUUCGGGAGCGGCCGAGCCAUCUGGGGCCCGGGUGGAACCUAUCCAAGGUCGAAAUUCAGUACGCGUGAUUGGCGCAGCUUACCGAACCUGGGUGGCCUUGAUCUAUUUUCUGUAUACGGGCCAAAUCCAUUUUCUGCCGCUCAAAUCAACAGGCAAGAGGUC
Molecule: messenger RNA, 968 nt
Organism: Coniophora puteana RWD-64-598 SS2
Lineage: Eukaryota; Fungi; Basidiomycota; Agaricomycetes; Boletales; Coniophoraceae
Exons: 6
Source: RefSeq, a predicted model, not a curated record